Cygnus olor (mute swan) is the source of this 1617-nucleotide messenger RNA. It is a transcript of the gene RTN4RL2, whose product is annotated as reticulon 4 receptor like 2. Gene Ontology annotation, molecular function: protein binding. Gene Ontology annotation, cellular component: plasma membrane. The coding region runs from base 1 to 1404 and encodes 467 amino acids. The record is from RefSeq and is a predicted model, not a curated record. The transcript is spliced from 4 exons. NCBI's taxonomy places the organism in Eukaryota, Metazoa, Chordata, Aves, Anseriformes, Anatidae.
AUGGCUGCUAAUGAGGCCUCAUUACCGCCGGACGGCAGACGAGCCCGGCCAGGGGGGGCGCGCAGCCCCCCCCCCGGUCCCGGCCAUGAGCACCCGUGCACCGGGCAGUGCCUGAGCGCCCGCUCCCGGUCCCGGCCGCCCCCACCAUGCUGCCCCCCGACGGCUCGGGACCUGCCCCAAGGCGGGCGCCUGGCGGCCCUGCUGCUGGUGGUGCUGGCGUGGGUGCCCGGCGGGGCACCCGCCUGCCCUGCGCUCUGCACGUGCUACGUCUCGCCGCCCACCGUCAGCUGCCAGGCCAACAACUUCUCCUCGGUGCCCGCGGGGCUCCCGCCCGGCGCCCGCCGCCUCUUCCUGCAGAACAACGUCAUCAGGGCGCUGCGGGCGGGCACCUUCGGGCCCAGCACCGUCACCCUCUGGCUCUACUCCAACAACAUCUCCUCCAUCCAGCCGGGCACCUUCCGCCACCUGCCCGCCCUCGAGGAGCUCGACCUGGGUGACAACCCUCACCUCCGCGUCCUGGCGCCCGACACCUUCCACGGCCUCCGGCGCCUCCAGGCCCUGCACCUCUACCGGUGCCAGCUGGCCAGCCUGCCCAGCGGCAUCUUCCGUGGCCUCCACAGCCUCCAGUACCUCUACCUGCAGGAGAACGGGCUGCUCUACCUCCAGGAUGACCUCUUCGCCGACCUGGCCAACCUGAGCCACCUCUUCCUGCACGGGAACCGGGUGCGGGCGCUGUCGGAGGGCGUCUUUCGGGGGCUGCCCAGCCUGGACCGCCUGCUGCUGCACGCCAACCGCCUGGUCGCCGUGCACCGCCGCGCCUUCCGCGGCCUGUCGCGCCUCACCAUCCUCUACCUGUUCAACAACAGCCUGGCGGCGCUGCCCGGGGACCCGCUGGCCGCCCUGCCCGCCCUGCAGUUCCUGCGCCUCAACGCCAACCCCUGGGCCUGCGACUGCCGCGCGCGCCCGCUCUGGGCCUGGUUCCGCCGCACCCGCGUCUCCAGCUCGCCCGUGCCCUGCGCCAGCCCCCCGCACCGCCGCGGCACCGACCUGCGCCACCUGCGGCCCCAAGACUUCGACGCCUGCCCCGAGGAGGAUGAGGAGGAGGAGGAGGAGGAGGAGGAGGAGGAGGAGAAGGACGAGGGGGGUGGUGGUGGUGGUGCGGUGGCCGUAGUGGGCACCCCCGGGCGGGCGCUGGGCCGCCCCGGCACCCUGCCUGCUGCGCCGCCCUCCGCCUUCUACCGCGACGGGCUGCCCCCCCAUGACCUGCGGGGGUCCCAGCCCCGGCCACCCCCCCCGUCCCGUGACUCCCGUGGCCCCCCCGGGGACGACGUCCCCUUGGCUGCGGCCCCGCGCCUGGCCCCUGCCCUCCUGUCCCUGCUGGCCCUGCUCCUGCCUGACCUCUGAGCCCACCCUUCGGGGGGGGCUCGGCCCCAUUUGGGGGGCAUCCGGACCCCUCCUCAUCCCUGGGGGGGUCCCCCUGGGUUUCCCUGAGCUGCUGGGGGCACCUGGAGCGGGGGGGGUCCCCAGGACUCGGCCCUCCACCCGCCCUGAACGAAAAGACCCCCCCCGCAGGCACUGAGCGGUUGGGAAUUAUUUAUUAAAAAUGGUCUUAUUUUG